GCUUGAAGCUGAAAAAGCUGGCUGCCGAUGGCGGAUCCUGACACAGUCCUCGAGUACAAUGCUGUCAUUGGUGCUCGUGGCAGAGAAAGCCGUUGGUCAGAGUCUCUGGUCCUGUUGGAGCUGUUGGUGCAACGAGGUCUGGUGGCCACCAUGGUGUCGAGGAGCGCUGGGCUUGGAGCUUGUGCCAAAGCUCAAAGGUGGCAGAACAGCAUGGAACUUCUUCAAGGUCUUGUCAGAGCAGAAACAUUGCGUCCCAAUGCUAUUCCUUUCAAUGCAGUGAUCAGUGGAUGUGGCAAGUCUGGUGAGUGGAAGUUGAGCCACCAAACCCUGGAAAUCCUGCGCUGCAGUGGCAUCCUGCCCACCUUGCUGAGCUUCGGCGCCGCGUUGACAGCCAUCACCACUGGUGUCCUGGUUGACACGUGGCUGAAAGCGCUUCAUCUCUACUCGCAGAUGUGGUGGAUGCAUUUGCUUCCCGACUUGGUAGCCUUCAACGCGCUGGGCAGUGCAGCUGCAGUAUCGGGGCAAUGGCUGCUGAUGCUGCGGCUGAUGGAGGAUGCCACGAAGAUGCGGCUACAGUGCGAUGCCAUCACAGGAACUGCCCUGGUGAGUGCAUGUGAGACUCUAAGCGCCUGGCAAGAAGGGCUGGUGAGCUGGAGAUCUUUGCGGCAGGAUGGCAUGGCAGUCAACUUGAUCCAACUGAACUCUGUCAUCAGCAACGUUGGAAAAGGUCUUUGCUGGGAUCUCGCAGCAGAGCUGCUGCAGAUGUCGCUGCAACCGGAUGAAGUGACCUUGACCGCCAGCCUGGCGGCGUGCUGUGACGCCAUGCAAUGGGACACUGCUUUAGACUGCUUCCUCAUGGCCACAGGUGGUUGGAGCUCCAGAGCUUCCGUGACAGCGCUGCUGGGUUCCUUGCGCGGUGCGCAGCAGUGGCGCAUGGCGUGGCACAGCUGGGAGCAGUUGCAGGUGUCGCCGGACCUUCCCUGCGUCAAUGAGUUGGUAUCCACCAGUGCCCUGAGCUUUCACUGGCCCCAAGCCCUGGUGGAUUUCCACCUGCUGCAGGAGCUGCGACUGAAAACAGACACGGUGGCCUUGAAUUCCUUGCUGGCUGCCUUUUUGCCGCUGGGGAAAUGGCAGCAGAUCAUGCUGUAUUUGGAUGACAUCCGCGACCUCAAAGGGUUCUGCUGUGUAGCUACCUGCUAUGCCCGUGCGGCGCAACGAGAGCGGCUGCUGGCGCUUCUGAGGCACUCAAACUCCCUGAGGCACCGCGCCCCCGCGGUGGCAUCUUCUUGCCCGAGCCGGAGUGUAAGAAGAACGCCAGCGGACUCGCACCUAGCGCUGGCGCAACAAGGUUGCGAAGGAGCGCGCCAAGGCGGCAAUGCACCGCCGCGCGGCACCUUCGCACAAAGACCCUGGAGCUGGAGCGGCUAGAUGUGGGAAGCCUCACUUUGGCGGCAGGAGGAACACGUGUUCCACCUGACCUCUUGGUAUCCCUGCGGCAGCCGUGUCUGAUGCGGUUGAGACAAAAAGCUCGAACUGGGAUGGCUGACCCCAAUGGUCACUAUGAGUCAUUACCCUUCUGGGUUCCAAUUUUGAGGCUUGAAGCC
Cladocopium goreaui is the source of this 1604-nucleotide messenger RNA. NCBI's taxonomy places the organism in Eukaryota, Dinophyceae, Suessiales, Symbiodiniaceae. The record is from the annotation of a GenBank genome assembly.